CGGGAACAGCCGCGCGGCUGACAGGAAACGCUCCGCGGAUACGCGCGGAGGGUUCUAGUGGGCCGUCUCCGGUGUACUGCGGCCCCGCAGCGAGUGCGAGCGCGGAGGCGGAAGGAGCAGCGGACACCCAGGGGCCCGAGGCCCGGACGGAAACCGCGGAGGGCGGGGAGGCCGCGGCCUAGAGCGGCGCUGCGGCGCGGUGGGCGGGACCAAGGCGAGCGCGGAGGCGAUUGGCUGGCGGUCCGGCGUCGCUGGUGACGCACCGCGCGGGGAGGGUGCGCGCGCCUUCAGCGGCCUCUUUGUGUGGUGUCCUGAUAGGGGAGCGGAGGUGGCGGCCGCGGCGGCCCUGGUAGGGUUCCAGCGUCCUCGGCUCGCCCUCGGGCAGCAGCGCGCCCCUUCCCUCCCCCUCCCGCCUCUUCCCCGCCGGCGGCGGCGGCGGCCGGGCCCGGGCUCCGACGAGGCCUCGGCGACCGCUAACGGCGACGGCGACUCCGCGGAGUGCGCAGGGCGGGGGCAGGGCCCGGGCGGCCGACAUGGAGAACUCGCAGCUCUGUAAGCUGUUCAUCGGCGGCCUCAACGUCCAGACGAGUGAGUCGGGGCUGCGCGGCCACUUCGAGGCCUUCGGGACGCUGACGGACUGCGUGGUGGUGGUGAACCCCCAGACCAAGCGCUCCCGCUGCUUCGGCUUCGUGACCUACUCGAACGUGGAGGAGGCGGACGCCGCCAUGGCCGCGUCGCCGCACGCGGUGGACGGCAACACGGUGGAGCUGAAGCGCGCCGUGUCGCGCGAGGAUUCGGCGCGGCCCGGGGCGCACGCCAAGGUGAAGAAGCUGUUCGUGGGCGGCCUCAAGGGCGACGUGGCAGAGGGCGACCUGAUCGAGCACUUCUCGCAGUUCGGCGCGGUGGAGAAGGCGGAGAUCAUCGCCGACAAGCAGUCGGGCAAGAAGCGCGGCUUCGGCUUCGUCUACUUCCAGAGCCACGACGCGGCCGACAAGGCGGCGGUGGUCAAGUUCCACCCGAUCCAGGGCCACCGCGUGGAGGUGAAGAAGGCGGUGCCCAAGGAGGAUAUCCACGCGGGCGGCGGGGGCGCGCGGGCGGCCCGGGGCGGGCGCGGCGGCGGCGGGGGGCGCGGCGGCGGCGGCCGCGACCAGAACGGGCUGGCCAAGGGCGGCGGCGGCGGCUACAACAGCUACGGCGGCUACGGGGGCUACGGCGCCUACGGGGGCGGCGGCGGCGGCUCGUAUGGCGGCAGCGACUACGGCAACGGCUUCGGCGGCUUCGGCAGCUACAGCCAGCACCAGUCCUCGUACGGGCCGAUGAAGAGCGGCGGCGGCGGCGGCGGCAGCUGGGGCGGCCGCAGCAACAGUGGACCGUACAGAGGCGGCUACGGCGGCGGCGGCUACGGCGGAGGCUCGUUCUAGAGGCCGGGUUCCGGAUGCCGGCGGCGGGCGCGGCCA
This is a messenger RNA of Apodemus sylvaticus (European woodmouse), 1457 nucleotides long. It is a transcript of the gene Hnrnpa0, whose product is annotated as heterogeneous nuclear ribonucleoprotein A0. Gene Ontology annotation, molecular function: RNA binding. The record is from RefSeq and is a predicted model, not a curated record. NCBI's taxonomy places the organism in Eukaryota, Metazoa, Chordata, Mammalia, Rodentia, Muridae.